Pistacia vera is the source of this 1384-nucleotide messenger RNA. Its product is annotated as ribonuclease 3-like protein 2. Gene Ontology annotation, molecular function: RNA binding; ribonuclease III activity. Gene Ontology annotation, biological process: siRNA processing. NCBI's taxonomy places the organism in Eukaryota, Viridiplantae, Streptophyta, Magnoliopsida, Sapindales, Anacardiaceae. The record is from RefSeq and is a predicted model, not a curated record. Gene Ontology annotation, cellular component: nucleus; cytoplasm.
UCUCCCUCACUUUAAAUUUCACCAAACACUCAAAAGACUUGACUUCAAAAAUCCGCCGUCGGGAGCGAUGAACCCCGAGUUUCUUGAUAUCUCCACGCGAAGCUACGCGGGCGUCAUUGAUGGCUCGGUGGCGGCGAGGGUUGGGUCUCCUCCGUCUUCGGACAUGGAGGGGUCAGUGUACUGCGUGGAGAAAAUCUUGAAUUACAAUUUCAGAAACAAGCGGCUUCUAGAAGAAGCGUUGACGCACUCUUCGUUCCCCGAUGCGGCGUCGUAUCAGCGGCUGGAGUUUAUCGGCGACGCGGCGCUCGGACUGGCUUUGUCUAACUACGUGUUCUUGGCUUACCCGACGCUUGAUCCAGGGCAGCUGUCGCUCAUACGCGCCGCCAAUAUAAGUACCGAGAAACUCGCCCGCGUGGCCGUCAGACACGGGUUGUAUCAGUUUGUGAGACAUAAUGCGGCUGCUGCUCUUGAUGACAAGGUUAAGGAAUUUGCUGAAGCAGUGAGUCUAGAAGAAGAUAAUACUGCUGUGUAUGGCGGAUCAAUGAAAGCACCAAAGGUUCUGGCUGACAUUGUUGAAUCUAUUGCAGCUGCGAUUUACGUAGAUGUUGAUUUUGAUCUCCAGAGAUUAUGGGUGAUCUUUCGGGGUCUUUUGGAGCCAAUUGUAACCCUUGAAGACUUGAAACAACAGCCGCAACCAGUUACGCUUUUGUUUGAGCUUUGCCAGAAACAAGGAAAGCAAGUUGAUAUCAAGCACUGGAGAAAGAAGAAGAGAAAUAUUGCUAGUGUAUACGUCGAUGGUGAGUUUAUUGCCUCUGGUUCUUCUGAGCAGAAGGAAAUCUCGAAGCUUAAUGCUGCAAGGGAAGCUUUGCAUAAGUUAUUGCAAUCUAUGCCGGUUGAUAAUGGUGGGAUGAUUGAAAUUUUGAAUGAUAUUGAUGGUAAGUUCGAGAUUGAAGGAGCUAAACAGAAGUUACAUGAAGUCUGUGGCAAAAAGAAGUGGCCGAAACCAAACUACAAAACUGAGAAAGGAGGUCCUUCACAUGAUAAGAAAUUCGUAUGUUCAUUCAAAUUGCAACUGUGGAUGGUACUCUUCAUAUCCAGAAGACGAGAAGUCGAGAGUAAGGGUGCAGAAAACUCUGCAGCUUCCAUGAUGAUCCGCGCUUUACAUAAGUCUAAUUAUCUUUGAUUCCACUGAUCGGUAAUAAACGAUAUCAUGUGUUAUUGUCUGGUAAUUUUUGCAUCUUCUUCGUCAUUAAGUGUGGGUGAAUUGGGGAAAAAACAUUCUUUUUCUGAGCAGUAUCAUUAAAUAAAAAAAUGAUAGAGUUACUGAAAGUUACGCGCCGAAUUUGUGCACGAAAUAACGUAGCAAAAUCCUGACCGUGAUACU